AUGCACGGCACCUCCAAAGGCGGGUCCGGAUAUUCGUACCACGAUGUGGCGAACCACAUGGACUGGACGAAGAAGAACGAGUCGCCGUUCGUGACUACGUCCUUUAGCUUCGCGUGGGCGUUAUUCGAGGCGACGAAGAGGAUGAGGGAGACUGGAAGGGAAGAUGUCGAGAUCGCUGUUAUCGAUGCUAGGGCGGUCGCUGGCCGUGCUGUCACUGCUCUCGAACUUCUCCGGAAGGGUUCACCGAAAGAGCGACACGUCGACCACUGGAAGUGGUACCGUUACGCCACCGAGGCGCAGGACGUCCUCGUGUACGGUUACGUCCCAGGCAGCGCCGUCCUUUCCACCAUCCCCAUCGUCACCCUUCUCCCGAAACUCCCCUCCUACUUCCUUCGUCCGGAAGAAACCUACCCUGGCGACGAUGACAUGAAGCCGGGCGUCUUCUCUGCACUCGCGUGGGAGACAUCACGUCCUUCGUACCAACAUUUCUGCCAACAACUAUCCGACGCAUUCCUCCGUCUUUCUCCCGAUAUUCGUCUCCGCGAUACCACCGCUUCCUCCGUCCGUCUCGCUCUCGGCUUCCUUCGACCAUACUUCCAGCGUCGAGUCAUGAAGGACUUCCAGGACGCCGUCGACACUGUCUCUGAGCUGGCGUACAUCAUCGCACGAUGGCCGGGAAUGUGGUGGGUUAGGGAGCAUGGCGAGAUAUGGGAUCUGAUUGAGGAGAUGGUUAGGGUGGUAGGGGAGGAGACGAGGGAGGCUCAGAGGGAGCAUGCGAUCCAGGAGGUGCUGAGGCUCGAGAACGUCGUCGCAGAACUCCAAGUCCUCACCGACGAGUACGCCUCGGUACAAUCUCACUCGAGAAUGGGUUCUAUGAUCAUCGACCCCGACAUCAUGGCACCCCCGCCACCGCACACCUCCGGCGACGUGGACCUUGACCUCGAGAAGGGCAUUAUGCUCCCAAGCACCACCAUCCUGUCCGAAGUCGACGAGAAGACACCGCUCGCACGGCAACCGCCUGAGAAACUGCCGCAGGCCCCGGCCCCGCAAACAGAGACGGAGGCGGACCCGGAAGUACAGGGCCACGACGAGCUGGACGCGACGUUCUUGCGCUCGAUCCGAGCAUUAGCACCCUCGGCGAGCGAAAUCGCAUCGUGCGUGGUCACGAGCUUUCUCUUUGGCGCGUGGACGGCUAUGUUUCUCAUUGGAGGUCAGAGACGUGAAUUCGCGAAUCACUUCACAUAG
Molecule: messenger RNA, 1245 nt
Organism: Stereum hirsutum FP-91666 SS1
Lineage: Eukaryota; Fungi; Basidiomycota; Agaricomycetes; Russulales; Stereaceae
Exons: 2
Coding region: 1-1245 (414 amino acids)
Source: RefSeq, a predicted model, not a curated record